Molecule: messenger RNA, 2064 nt
Organism: Emiliania huxleyi CCMP1516
Lineage: Eukaryota; Haptophyta; Isochrysidales; Noelaerhabdaceae
Exons: 5
Coding region: 1-2064 (687 amino acids)
Biological process (GO): nucleocytoplasmic transport; activation of GTPase activity
Cellular component (GO): nucleus; cytosol; perinuclear region of cytoplasm
Molecular function (GO): GTPase activator activity; small GTPase binding
Source: RefSeq, a predicted model, not a curated record
AUGUUCUGGCCCAGCGAGGCUGCUGCGGAGCACUCGCGGGCCGAUUUUCUGGCCCAGCGAGGCCGCAUUUUCACCGUCGGCGACGGCGAAACGGCGAUUCACAUUUUGGAAUCCGCGUCUCACAAAAGCGUCGGCACCCUACAAGAGUGGGCGCUGCAAGACACGGCGGCGACCUACACCGUCGGCGACGGCGAACGGCGCGUCACGUUUUGGAAUUCUCUCGCCACUGAGCACCCGGCCCUCCGCCAUGCUUCCGUCGAGACCCUGCUUAACCGGGCGGCCCUCCUCGGGUUGACAGUGGGUCCCGAGCCCAAGCUGCUCGGCUCGGCACAACGGAUUGACGACGGGCGCUGGUCAGGCACUGUCGACGGUCACGUUCGCACAAUCAACGCGGCCAGCGAAGGGCGGCUCGCCUCGGGCGAGGAGUUUAUCGAGAGCCUGACCGGAGAGAUUUUCGCGCUCGAGCUCACCUCGGAGUCGCGUGCUGCAGCGACGCUCGUCCCUGAUCCGCCCUCGCUCAGUGCCUGUACAGAGCAGUGGAGCAUCUGUCCGACGCUGCAGACGGCCUACAUAGCCUCGCUGGUCGCGUGCGCUCUGAUGCUCGGAGAGCUUGUGAGCCUCGGCGUGCACGCCUCGACGCCGACCUCCACGCGCGUCGAGUGGCAAACGCGGCGGGUGAGCGAGGCGCGCUCCGAGGUCCUCCAGCUGGAGGAUUGGCUCAACGGGCGGCGUGAGGCGUUUGCGGCGGACCAGGAGGCGUUUGCGAGGAGGAUGAGCGAGCUCGAGCCCAGGCUGGAGGAGAGCGAGGCACGGCUCGCCGAGCUAGUGGCUGAAGCGAGUUUUUGCACGGAAUUUCUUCUAAAAAUCUUCCUUUGGAACCGAGUUGGCACCGGCAAUGGUUGGCUUUUUGUGCUGGCUCGCGUACGCGACUCCGGCGUCCGUCGCGCCAUCCAGGCCACACGCGCACUCGCCUUCUCUCAGCACGGCGCCGCGUGGGCGGCCGCAGCACCGCCCAAGGUUGCCGCUGCCAAGAAGAAGGCGGACCUGUCAACCGCCCUCUUUAAGCUUACCUUUGACCAGUCAAAUAAGCUUGUCUUCCAGGAGCUCGGCUGGGGUGACGCAGAGGCGAAGUUGCUAAGUAAGGCGCUCACGCGCUCAUCGUCGGCGUCGAAGCUGAUUCUCAGCGGAAAUAACAUUGCCGAUACGGGCGUGGCGGCCCUCGCACAGAGCCUCCGCGCCGGCGCUGCGCCAAAGCUCAAGGUGAUCAACCUAGCGGGCAACGCGGUGAGCGAAGAGGCGGCGAAGGGGCUUGUGGACGCGCGCGAGGGGCUCACCGUCUCCUUUGAGCAGCCCGCGAAGAAGGCCGCGAGCAAGGUGGCCUCCUCCUCCUUCAGGGAUGAGAACGCGCUCUUCAAGGCGGCCUUUGAGCAGGCAGAGACACUCUUCUUCAGCGAGCUCGGCUGGGGCGACGCGGAGGCAGAGGCGCUGAGCAAGGAGCUGAACUCGGCCACGUCGCUCAAGAAGCUCUUCCUGAACGGCAACGCGAUCCAGUGCGAUGGCGGCCAGGCGCUCGCCGCCAGCAUCCGCGCAGGUGGUGCGCCAAACCUGCAGGUGCUGAACCUCGCCGGCAACCGCGGGCUCACCGAGGCGGACCGGCGUGCGCUGACGAGUGCACGCAGUGGCCUCACGGUGAACUUUGUCCAGCUCAAGCAGGCCUCGGACGCGGAGGUCUACAUUCGUGCGGACCAGGGCAAGCUCACGAACAAAGGCGUGAUCGACCGCGCCUCGAGCGGCCAGCUGGUCGACGGCUCGGCAGCGACCUGCUCGGAGCUCGAGCAGAUCAUGAAUGUCGACCGCAAGACGAUCAAGAUCGAGCAGAACUUGCUCAAGGCGAUGAAGGACCCGGAGCAGAUCAAGAAGGUCGAGGACAUCGAGCAGAGCCUCGAGAGGCAGGUGGAGCGGCUCGACAAGAUCCUGGUGACCAAGACGACCAAGGGCUGCAAAGACGACAAGGCGAAACUCGCUCGCUCGUCAGGCUACCCGCUGAACGGAACCCCUCGCUAA